UCCCUUCCCAGUUUUGCCCGUGAGCUCGUGACGAGUGGACGUGGGGCUUGCGCACGGUGUUACCGAUAACACGUAUCGGGCGUGUUUUUGCCGGGCACCUUAAUGAAAAAUUGAUGAAAAAGCGGUCCUAACGAUCCAUCCUCGGUCCUGGGGUGUAUGUAGACUGUGCUCUAAUUAAACAUUGUGAGAAGGAUAUUAGUAAUGUUACCGGCUACGAUAUGACUGAUUAAAAGCCGAGCGUGUGUAAUAGCACUAUGACUGUGGAUACCUAGUGUUGGACAGUGUUGUGUUUAUCGAUUAUCGACAUAAUGGCUUGGUUGGUGUUGAUGUUGCUUCCGCUUGUCGCGGCAGCUCUGCCGGCGACUGACACGGAUGCAUGCAACCCUGACAAAAUGACCGUUUAUCGGAUGGUUUUACAUACUUACUGGACGAGAGAAAAAUUUCCGAAACAUUAUCCCGACUGGAGGCCGCCAGCUCAGUGGUCGAGAAUUUAUGGAGUGUCCCACAGUCGGUCGUAUGUUUUGUUUCGCUUGGGUCGGCGAGUUUCGGCCCCCGUUCGACAAUUCGCCGAAUCAGGACGAUCUGAUAGCCUCGGUUCGAGUCCAGGAACCCUUGACGUAUUCGGCGCGCCCGCGAUCAGUCAAGGCGCUGGGAGAACUGAAGCGGAAUUCUUUGUAGACGGGAAUCAUUCUCGGGUAUCAGUAAUGGCCCGAAUGGUUCCGUCUCCGGAUUGGUUCAUUGGAGUAGACAGCUUUGAUCUCUGCGUCGACGGGAACUGGAUAGACAGCAUCACUAUAGAGGUGGAUCCAUUAGAUGCUGGCACCGAUAAUGGUUUUACAUUCACGGCACCCAACUGGCCGACUGCACCACAGGGGGUAGCGUAUCGCAUCACGUCCAAAUACCCCUCACAUCCCGCUGGUUCAUUCUUCUACCCACAUCUCAGAAGGCUGCCUCCGAUCGCCACUUUUCAAUUCAUAAAGCUCCGCGAAUACGAACUCUCGGAAGUAUUUCACCGAGACAGCGACGAUCGACGAUACGAUGUGCUCCAGCUCGACAAACUCAGCCACAAUAGCAUUGACGUGCUCGACGGGAACAGGGCUCUCUCCAUCGCCGAGGAAGUAGAACGAGCUGAGGCACCCAGGAUUUACUCAGAAGGAUCUCUCACUACACCAGAUAAUGCUUAUUCUUACUAUUCAAUUACAAACAACACAGCGAGUACAACCGAAGAGCCUCGAUCAGCGAACGAAUUGCCGACGUCAGGACCGACAGCCAGCGAGCGGUCAGCUCUAAGGAGUCUCGCGCGACGUUACCGCGCGAGGAGACGCCGCAAGCUGCGCGCAGACAAUACGGAUCCAGCCGAGCGUAGAAAGCGGAAAAGAGCGAAGCUUCUAGACUGCCGCGUAUCGGACUGGGGUGAAUGGAGUCCCUGCAGAAAUGACGGUGGUUGUGUUGGAUCGGCAUUACGAACACGGAGGAUCUUACGUCGCCAACGACCUGGUGGCAAACCCUGCCCCCCUACAGCACAAUCUCGAUGGUGUGCAACAAACUGCACGACGCCAGUACCCCAGGACGAUUGGCGAAAUAACCUAACGUAAUGCAUAUUUGAAUCCAAAUUAUUCCAUUUUUGAAAUUAUCUUUGUCUCAUUUUAACGACCAGUAUUUUGAACACUAUUUACGUCUUUAAUUUCCUUUCGUUGGCAUCUGUCCGUCCGUCCAAUAAAAUUGAUUUUGAUUCCAAUCGUAUCUGACAUUGAUAUCUUUUUAAUGUAAAUUCGUGGUGUGUAAAAAUAUUGGAUAAAAUUUCUGUAUAAAAUAAUUUAUUAAGAGACGACUGUCGAUGUUCGGUGAUGGUAGGCUUUGAUUGUUUGCCGCUGUACCUAAUAACUGCUUUUUCUGUUUUAUUUCUCUAUUGGUUUGUCCAUUAUCAUUAGGGAUAAAUUUAAGUAUUGAGAUGGGAUGUAGAAGUGUUCUGAUUUCAAUAUAAGUUACCCGAUAUCUUUCAGAUUUGUUUCUUAUUUAUAUUAUUUAAGGAAAUGAAAUGUUCAUUUAAUUGGGACUCUUAAACAUAUUUCUGAAAUAAUAUCAACCAUGCACUAAGCUAAAUAAUACUGACUAAUACUGACCGCACUCGGCAAUCGCUAGCGAUUGUCUUGGAAAUACAUUCAAAUUUUAAAUAAUUUUGUUAGAUGAUUAUUUCUUUUUUACUAGGUACUAGGUAUAUGAUAGCUACGUAGAUAUACGAAGACUUUAAAGCCACCUCAUCUGCCUUCUCCAUGUAAAUUGUCGCGUUCCCUCGGCGACUUAGAAAUGUUGUAACAGUAUCAAUAGUCCGCGUGUGGUUAGUCAAUUAGUAGUGUACUCGUCUCAUCACUAAAAUAUACAUAUCGCUUAAGUAUUCAAGUUUGUGACAGUAAUUCAAUAAAUAAUAGAAUUGUUUUAGGAAAUAAAAACUCCAAAGAUGCAGCUUUUAUUUUUAAUACUUGUAAGUGUAAAAAAAUUUAAUGAAUAAGUCUGUACUUAGAAUAUAAGA
This is a messenger RNA of Vanessa atalanta (red admiral), 2530 nucleotides long. It is a transcript of the gene mspo, whose product is annotated as spondin-2. The transcript has 8 exons. Lineage: Eukaryota; Metazoa; Arthropoda; Insecta; Lepidoptera; Nymphalidae. Bases 309 to 1595 code for a protein of 428 amino acids. The record is from RefSeq and is a predicted model, not a curated record.